Penicillium atrosanguineum is the source of this 1146-nucleotide messenger RNA. RefSeq names its product putative protein transport membrane glycoprotein Sec20. Lineage: Eukaryota; Fungi; Ascomycota; Eurotiomycetes; Eurotiales; Aspergillaceae. Gene Ontology annotation, cellular component: endoplasmic reticulum; SNARE complex. The transcript is spliced from 3 exons. Gene Ontology annotation, biological process: retrograde vesicle-mediated transport, Golgi to endoplasmic reticulum. The record is from RefSeq and is a predicted model, not a curated record. Gene Ontology annotation, molecular function: SNAP receptor activity. The coding region runs from base 1 to 1146 and encodes 381 amino acids.
AUGUCAUCCACGGCAGCUCUUCAAGGCCGCUUGAAGGAGCUGUCGGUCUCUCUGGGGCAACUACAACCUCUUCUUGAACGACUGCGCAAUUAUACAGCUUCUAUUGGUCAGGGUGAUGAGGCCCGCGUGGAGCUCGGGUCGGAGAUCCAUAGCCAGUUGAAAGAUGCCGAGGAAGAGCUUGAGCUUCUGCGCGUGGAGGUUGAGGCGCUAGACUCGGGCUCGGACAGUCGAAGGAAGUCUUCGGUGGCGAAUGGUGAAAAAGAAGCAGGGAGAGAACGGAUUGUUGCCAUGGCGGGGCGACUGGCGGAUGAAUUGAAGAAAACACGUGGAGAGUUUCGGAAUGCCCAAUUACAAGCCAAACGCAAUGCCGAGCUUGCGAAGCGGAAGGAGCGCGAGCUCUUGCUGUCAAGGUCGCUGUCAUCGUCUGAGCGACAGCGCCAUCCGUCGGAGAAAUUUACACAGGAUGAUUUGGUGUUGAAUGCCUCGAAUGAUGUCACUGCUGCCCUGCGCAGAACCCACAACUUGAUGCAGGCUGAGCUUUCUCGCAGUCAGUUUGCGCAAGAGACCCUUGAUCAAUCUACGGUUGCCAUCUCCUCUCUGUCUGAAUCUUACAGCAGUCUUGAUACCCUACUCGCCUCAUCCCGCAGUCUCGCAAGCUCCCUUCUCCGCUCUCAAAAAUCAGAUACCUGGUAUCUCGAAACUGCCUUCUAUGUCCUCGUCGGAACCAUCACAUGGCUUCUAUUCCGGCGUAUCCUGUACGGGCCCAUGUGGUGGCUAGUCUGGCUUCCAUUCAAGUUUGCCAUGAAAUUCGUAUUCGCGACCCUAGGUGCAGUCGGAAUGACAAAGGGAUCAACCGAACUUUCGUCCAGCCAAGUUGCCAGUGACAUCUCUGCGACCAUUCAACAAACAGCAGCGGUGGUUUCUGGAGAGCAUGUAUCAACAAAAAGUGCUUCUUGGGAAGAUCACCCAUCCACAAAUGACGAGGACCGGCUCAUUGAUCAGAUAGGGAAGAUGGUUGACGAAGGGAAACAGGAGAGUGCAAGCAAUGAUAAUAUAUUACUUGAGGAGGUACAGAGACAGGCGGAACUUCCUCGCAACACAAAGAAAAGGAUGUUCGAAGCGGAACCUGUGCGGGAUGAGCUAUAG